This is a messenger RNA of Hevea brasiliensis (rubber tree), 1917 nucleotides long. RefSeq names its product serine/threonine-protein kinase BSK1. The record is from RefSeq and is a predicted model, not a curated record. NCBI's taxonomy places the organism in Eukaryota, Viridiplantae, Streptophyta, Magnoliopsida, Malpighiales, Euphorbiaceae. The coding region runs from base 270 to 1802 and encodes 510 amino acids. The transcript is spliced from 9 exons. Gene Ontology annotation, molecular function: ATP binding; protein binding; protein kinase activity. Gene Ontology annotation, biological process: protein phosphorylation; brassinosteroid mediated signaling pathway.
GAAGGGAACAGAGACAUAGAGAGAGAAAGGACAGUUGAAAACGCGCAAAUGGAAAGAAAAAGAAAGCUGCAUCACUCAGUAGAUCUCUAUCUUUCUCCUCUCACACCCACACGGGCGCUAAGUCAGUGUGGAAAAACUAAAUUAAUAAAAUAAAGUAUAAUAAAUAAGAGCGAUUUCUCUUUCUCCCUCUUUCUGUUCGCCUCUUAUGGUUUCUUUCUGAGACGGAGUUAAGUGGAGGGGGCCGGCGACUCACUUAACUCGGGCGAGUUAUGGGUUGUUGCCAAUCUUCCUUCUUGAGAGUAUCCGUCUCCCAAGAAAAUGCCUCUAACGACAACAACUAUCUUCAUCAGUCGCAGAAUCACCACCCUUCUCACCCGGCCAACGGUAUCGACCCUGCCUCCGCUGCUUCCGGAGGUUUUUGUGGUUUCACCGAGUUUUCCCUCGCUGACCUAAAAGCUGCCACCAAUAGCUUUAGCCCCGAGUUCAUCGUUUCAGAAAGCGGUGAGAAGGCUCCCAAUGUCGUCUAUAAAGGCCGUCUACAGAACCAAGAUAAUCGCACUUGGAUCGCUGUCAAGAAAUUCACGAAGCUUGCCUGGCCCGAUCCCCAACAAUUCGCUGUUGAGGCGUUGGGUGUUGGGAAAUUUAAACACAAGAGGCUAGCUAAUUUGAUAGGGUACUGCUGUGAUGGGGACGAGAGGUUACUGGUGGCGGAAUACAUGCCCAAUGAUACCCUUGCGAAACAUCUAUUUCACUGGGAGAAUCAAACCAUUGAGUGGGCCCUGCGAUUAAGAGUUGCUUUGUACAUUGCUGAAGCUUUAGAUUAUUGUAGUUCUGGAGGUUGUCCACUGUACCACGAUUUAAAUGCUUAUAGGGUUCUUUUUGACGAGAAUGGAGACCCUCGGCUUUCAUGUUUUGGCUUGAUGAAAAAUAGUAGGGAUGGAAAAAGUUACAGCACAAAUCUUGCUUAUACACCCCCCGAAUAUCUAAGAAAUGGAAGAGUCACUCCUGAAAGUGUUAUCUUCAGCUUUGGGACUGUCCUCUUGGAUCUUCUCAGUGGAAAGCACAUCCCUCCUAGUCAUGCCCUUGAUAUGAUACGGGGAAAAAACAUCCUUCUCUUAAUGGAUUCACAUUUGGAGGGAAACUUUUCAACUGAAGAAGCAACUGUGGUCUUUGAUCUAGCUUCAGAAUGUUUACAGUAUGAACCUAGAGAGAGGCCAAAUACAAAGGAUCUUGUUGCUACCCUUGCACCGCUGCAAAAUAAACCUGAUGUUCCAUCUUAUGUGAUGCUUGGAAUACCAAAGCAUGAGGAAGCAUCACCUACUCCACAACACCCUCUUUCUCCAAUGGGUGAUGCCUGUUCACGGAUGGAUCUCACAGCUAUACAUCAGAUUUUGGUAAUGACACACUACAAGGAUGAUGAAGGAACUAAUGAGUUAUCCUUCCAAGAGUGGACCCAACAGAUGAAAGAUAUGUUGGAGGCCAGAAAGCGUGGAGAUGUAGCAUUUCGCGACAAAGACUUUAAAACAGCUAUAGAAUGUUAUUCUCAGUUUAUAGAUGUGGGAACCAUGAUUUCUCCAACUGUUUAUGCACGGCGAAGUCUAUGUCAUCUUCUAUGUGAUCAACCAGAUGCUGCCCUCCGAGAUGCAAUGCAAGCACAAUGUGUAUACCCUGAAUGGUCUACAGCGUUUUACAUGCAAGCUGUGGCCCUUGCCAAGCUGGACAUGCACAACGAUGCAGCUGACAUGUUGAAUGAGGCUGCUAUGCUGGAAGAAAAAAGGCAACGCGGAGGCAAAGGAUCUUGAGAGGGGACUUCUGUAAAUAUUCUUUUGUAUUUGCAUGUGGUCGAUUGUUGUGAUAUUAUUGUAACAAAAAUGUGGGGUUAGUGUCAUGUGCAUUGGAAAUCUGGUUUCCAUCCAA